Nicotiana tabacum (common tobacco) is the source of this 540-nucleotide messenger RNA. Lineage: Eukaryota; Viridiplantae; Streptophyta; Magnoliopsida; Solanales; Solanaceae. The record is from RefSeq and is a predicted model, not a curated record.
AUGGACAAAAGUUGCAGUCUUCUCUUUGCUCUUGCAGUUUUCAUUUUGCUUCAUCACCAUACUUCACUGGCUAAGUUUCCCAAUAUCAGCACUGAUGAAGCUGCUCUUCUUGCCUUGAAAUCUCACAUUUCUUCUUCUGAUCCUAACAACAUCUUAGCAACUAACCGGUCUUCUUCCAGCCCAGUAUGCAGCUGGAUUGGAAUCACUUGCAGCUCUCGCCACCAUAGAGUCGCAGCUUUGGAUAUUUCUAGCAUGCAACUUUAUGGUACUAUUCCUCCACACCUUGGAAACCUCUCAUUUCUCGCUUCCCUCAUCAUCAGCAACAACAAAUUCCAUGGGGAGUUUCCAGAAGAAUUGGCUCAUUUGCAGAGGUUGAAAAUGUUUCGUUGCUCAAGAAAUAACUUCAUUGCUGCUAUUCCAUCAAUUUUUAAGUUUGUUGCCAAACCUUCGCUUUGUUUACCUAUUCGAAAACCAGUUUUUCGGAGGAAUCCCAUCUUCCCUUUCCAAUCUAACACAGCUGAAAGAGUUGAGUAUGUCUAG